AGUUAAUUUUCCCACACAAAUUUAGUUCUAGUAUUAGUAAUUAAAGUUUACAUGUUCGAAAAAAUACACUCAAUGUUCCAAUGUGUUGAUAUUUAACAUUCAAAACACAGGUAUACCCCCGCCGGAAUGAAUUCUGAUGCAAAUGAUCACAAUUUGCCUGGACAAACAUCUGCUGCAAGUGGCGGGAGUCUGGGGAUGGGCUCAGUCAUUGACAAUCACUCAUGGAAUUCGGUGCCAUUCCAAGUGUGUUCUAGUCCCAUGUUGAAACUGAAAAAUGAUUCUCUGUUUCUAGAAAGUUCAUCACCCCGCGUGCAUCUGUCGGGUGCAUUCGAGCCUUUGAUUGGUGCGUCUGGGGGGACAAUAAAGCAGCAGCAGGAGCAACAGUCCGUUCGCUCUUUCUUCAGCAAAUGGCCAGCAGCCAAGGAAUCAUGGUCCAAUCUUGACAGCGACGGAUCAAAUACAACCCAGCUCUCGAUAUCCAUUCCAAUGACCACUUCUGGAUUUUCUUCUUCUUCUUCAAGAAAUGCCUGUUUGCGAGAUGGUGAGUUUUAAGGUGUUCCCAUAAACGCACACACACACACACACACCCUGUUUGUCAUGUUAGAAUUUUACAUUGGGCAUGUUUAGAUCAUGAAAAAUGCCAGGGAAAGGUAACAAAUUUUGAAGAAAAUAACUAAUAUGUUUGUUCUUACCCGGGAAAAUGCAAAAAUGAGAAUGAAAUAUGAUUUAUUCCUAUAAAUUCUACACAGCUGUAUAUUUAGUUCUCUUACACUAUGUUUGGUUCAAGGAAUUUGAGUGAGAAAAGAAAAGAAAAUGAGGGGA
Cuscuta campestris is the source of this 822-nucleotide messenger RNA. The record is from the annotation of a GenBank genome assembly. Lineage: Eukaryota; Viridiplantae; Streptophyta; Magnoliopsida; Solanales; Convolvulaceae.